AUGGAAAAUCGUGCGAAAGAGACGAAAAAUUGUCUCAGUGUGGUUCUUGUCUAUGCUAUUUAUUACCCGGCCCUAAUCACACCAACAAAAAAGAAACAACGGGCCACACUGGCAAAGCCGGCUCAAAAUGUACUAAAAUUCCCAUACGGCAUUGACAUUCUUUUAAAAUACGUGUCCAAAUUUGAGCUGAAAAUGGCAACGAAUAUUGUUAUUUUCCUGGCUUUAGGAGCCCUCCUGUCCAUAUCCAAAGUGCAGGCGGAGAUUGUCAAUCUAAAUGUGGAAAGAAGCCUGGACCUAACCUCCCAGCUCGUGCGGGCCACCACCAAAAUUUCGGCCGAAGACACAGCCGGCAAGCCGAUUUCCGAGUACGUGUUUUUCGUUGGCGAGCCAAGUCUCGCCUACAUUUCGGUGAAAGAUAAUGCCGACAAGAAUGUCCAGAUCCGCAAAAACGAGCUGGUUAAGGGCGAGGAAAGCUACACCCUCACCUUCCCGAAGGCCGCCUCCAAGCAAACCUUUGUGGUGGAGACCGUCUCCUCAAAGAAUAUUCUGCCGCACCCCUUGGAAAUCAGACAGAACGACAAACAGUUCGUGAAGUACAUUGGACAUCUGCAUUUCUACUCAAAAUACAAGACCAACUCGCAGAAGACCAGUGCCAAGCUCAGCUCCUCUAACAUACUGUCUCACACCCAAGUUAAGCCUUUUUCGGUGGCCUCCAGCAAAAUCACCUUCGGUCCCUACGAAAAUGUAGAAGCUUUCAGCCUGGAACCUCUUUCAAUCCAUUAUGAGAACUCCGCCCCCUUUGUGACUGUCAAUACUCUGGAGCGAACAUUGGAGAUUUCCCACUGGGGCAACAUUGCUGUCAAAGAAUCCAUCCAAAUGACCCACACCGGCGCCAAACUGAAGGGAUCGUUCUCGAGGUACGAUUUCCAGAAGGAGGGUCGCUCCGGACAGUCUGCCCUGAAAUCGUACAAAACCUAUUUGCCAGCAUCUGCUUCUGGUGUCUACUACCGGGAUACAAACGGCAACAUCUCUACCUCAAACAUGAAUUCGGGACGCGACUUCAUUGAGCUUGAGCUGCGCCCGCGAUUCCCCCUGUUCGGCGGCUGGAAAACGCAGUACACUCUCGGCUAUAAUGUCCCAUCCUACGAGUACAUGUUCAGCGAUGGCACCAAAUACCAGCUAAAGAUGCAUUUAAUCGACCACAUUUACGAUAACAUGGCGAUCGAUGAGGCGACCAUAAAGAUUAUUUUGCCCGAGGGCUCUAGCGAUAUCAAACUGUCGACGCCCUAUACCAUAAGCAGGCUGCCAAACGAGCUGGUGCACACUUAUCUGGACACCACAGGCCGUCCCGUGAUUUCAUUCUCCAAAUCCAAUUUGGUCGAAAGUCACAUUUCCGAUUUCACGCUCUACUACAGCUUCUCGAAAAUUUCCCUGCUGCAAGAGCCUCUUCUGGUUAGCGGCUUCAUUUACAUUAUUUUUGUAUUCACUAUUGUGUUCUUACGAUUGGACUUUUCAAUCACCUCCCACUCGCAUAAGGAAUAAGUACAUUAUAAUGUUUUGUCAUAUACAUAGAUAUUCUCAUGUGAAAAUAAUUUCGAUAAUACAAGUUUCAAAACUAUUUCCAAAACCAGAAAAUAAUAAUAAAGAUGCUGCACUUGAUUGCAAAUAAUAAAUUA
Molecule: messenger RNA, 1676 nt
Organism: Drosophila bipectinata
Lineage: Eukaryota; Metazoa; Arthropoda; Insecta; Diptera; Drosophilidae
Product: dolichyl-diphosphooligosaccharide--protein glycosyltransferase subunit 1
Cellular component (GO): oligosaccharyltransferase complex; membrane
Source: RefSeq, a predicted model, not a curated record